UCGCGCUGCUCGGUUGCUUCGGCGCGCGUUUGCGGUCUGAAUUUGGAAACUUUCGUUAAAAUCAAAAUACCUAAAUAACACGCCGAUCGGUUGAAAAAUCGUCUUAGUUAAAAGGAAAGAAAGAAUACUUUGAUCACGGCGUUGUUAAGAGCGAACAUGACACCUGACAGUGGUGCAAUAAACAAUGCGGCAUCUGCAACGGUGGCCAAUGAAAAUGCAGACUCCAACAAAGGUGACGAUGACUGCACUUUGGAUGGCAUUUUGGYGCGUAUAGGGCAAUUCGGCCGCUUUCAGCUCUUCAACUAUGUGCUGCUGUGCAUACCGAUGAUCUUCAAUGCCUUCUUCUCCAUCUCGUAUGUGUUUACGGCGAGUACAGUGGUGCACAGAUGUAACGUGACGCAGUGCGACAGCGCGUGGAGCGCCUACGAUGAACGAUGGCUCAACUACACCAUACCCAUGAWGGGCUCAAGCUAUGAUCAGUGCACGCGCUAUGUGUCUAACGGUAAUGCCGAACGUACAUCCACGAAUUAUUAUACACAGCCCUCGAGUGAGUUCUGCGCACCGGCGUAUUUCAGUCAAAGUGUUACAGAGAAAUGUGGAAACGAUUUCAAGUUUCGCGAUACUGAAUAUACGAUAUCGAAUGAGUUUUCCAUCUUUUGCUCGAGCAUAUGGAUGCUGACCUUGGUCGGUACGGUGAAUAAUAUUGGACAGUUUGUGGGCAUACCAGUGGGUGGAUUUUUUGCAGAUCGUUUUGGUCGUCGCACAAUGCUCGCCGUAGGCGGUUUCCUYAGUGCCAUUAUGGGUAUACUGCGCUCGAUAUCCACCAACUACUACAUGUUCAUAGCUUUCGAAUUCAUCGAUAUGGCUGUUGGUAGCACACUCUUUCCAACGGCAUUUCUGCUAGCCAUCGAAUUAGUGGGACCCAAACGACGCGUGGCCGCCGCUACCAUCAUAACCAUUUUCUAUUCGCUUGGCGAGGCGUUGUUGGGUGUUUUAGCGCAACAAUUCCAGAACUGGCGUGAUUUAUUGCGCGUGCUCUACACACCAGCGCUCUUACUGAUAGUCUUCCUUUUCGUGCUGCCGGAGAGUGUACGCUGGCUGCUGAGUCAGGGUCGAGAGGAGGAUGCUACACACUUGUUGAAACGUGCCGCACGCAUAAAUAAACGUGAAAUACCAGAAAAUGAUCUGAAAGCUUUGGUAGCGGAAAACCAGGCGAAGCUGGCGCAGGCGCACGAAAGCCACUAUCCGAUAGUGAAAGCUUUAAAGCUAUUUCGUUGGCGUAUUUUGAAUUGUUGCUUCUGUUGGUUUACGCACACUUUGGUUGCGCUGGGCCUGAGUCUUACCUCGGUCACAMUGGGCGGUAACAAGUAUACAAAUUUUCAAUUGAAUGGCUUGGUACAAGUGCCCGGCUUAAUUUUGCCGCUAUUGAUUAUGGAUCGCAUUGGGCGUCGCUACUCGCUGUGUGGCUCGAUGCUAGUGUGUGCGAUUUGUAUGGGCAUUACAGCGUUGGUGGGUGGAAAUCAUGAGGUUACCGAGUUGGUGCUCUUUUUAAUCGGCAAAUUUGCUAUUACAUGCAGUUUCCAGAUCUUAUACUUUUUCACCUCGGAAAUAUUCCCUACAAAUGUACGCAACAGUUUGCUGUCAUUUUGCUCUAUGAUUGGACGCAUCGGAUCGAUGCUGGCUCCACAAGCACCACUUUUGGCCAAUUACUAUGAGUAUGCGCCGCAAAUACUCUUUGCUAGCUUUGCAUUAAUUAGCGGUACAUUAACGCUGCUCUUCCCUGAAACGACUGAUAAAGUCUUACCAACAACGCUACAAGAUGCCGAGCAAUUGAAUGAUAAAAAACGUCAAAAUAAGGCAAAUAUUGUUGAAUGAGUUAGAUUGCGCGUUGGAGUGAAGUGUUUUGCGAGUUGUAAAAUAUAUAGCAAUUACACUUAGAAAUUUUUGUUAAAAUAUUCUAUAUUUAACACAUUUGCAUGAAUACUUAAUUUAAAUGUGUAUUAAUGUAUAUUUUUAUAUGUGUAGAAAUACGUUAUAGGUCGUAGUGUAAUAUAAAAACUAGUAAAUAAAAUUGUUUUCGUUAAUAAAUAUAUUUAGCGUAGAAUUUAUCGUGAAACUAUGAGC
Bactrocera latifrons is the source of this 2124-nucleotide messenger RNA. RefSeq names its product organic cation transporter protein. Gene Ontology annotation, cellular component: membrane. Gene Ontology annotation, molecular function: transmembrane transporter activity. Bases 157 to 1875 code for a protein of 572 amino acids. Gene Ontology annotation, biological process: transmembrane transport. The record is from RefSeq and is a predicted model, not a curated record. NCBI's taxonomy places the organism in Eukaryota, Metazoa, Arthropoda, Insecta, Diptera, Tephritidae. The transcript is spliced from 6 exons.